AGCAUGGGCAUAAGAAAAGAAUUAAGACCGGUGAAGAAGGGGAAACGUACGUAUCUACCUCCAGCAGCCUAUACGCUAAGCAGGAAAGAGAAAAUUGCUUUGUGUAAAUUUCUUAGUGGGGUAAAAGUUCCACACGGCUACUCUUCAAAUAUUAAGAACCUUGUAUCAAUGAAAGACCUUAAGUUAAAGGGAUUGAAGACUCAUGAUUGUCAUGUUCUUAUGGAGAACUUGUUACCUGUGGCUUUACGCUCCAUUUUGCCAGAAAAAGUGCGAGAUGCCAUUACAAGAUUGUGUCUCUUCUUCAAGGCAAUUUGCAGCAAAGUGAUUGACCCUUCUAAGUUGUCAGCAUUGCAAAGACAAAUUUCUACAACUUUGUGUGAUCUUGAGAUGUACUUCCCACCUUCAUUUUUUGACAUAAUGGUUCAUCUAACCAUUCACUUGGUGAGAGAGAUACAAAUGUGCGGGCCAACUUAUAUGAGAUGGAUGUACCCUUUUGAGCGUUACAUGAAGGUUUUAAAAGGUUAUGUAAAAAACCGAAGCAGACCUGAGGGGUGUAUGGUUGAACGGUAUGUAGUCGAAGAAGCUAUUGAAUUUUGUACCGAAUACCUAUCCAAUGUUGAAUCUAUAGGGCUUCCGAAGUCUCAUCACACACGAAGUAUAGAAGGGGAAGGGCUCUUUAAAAGCGAGAUAAUAACAAUACAAGGUAAAGAAUGGCAACAAGCACACUUAUAUGUUUUGCACAAUGCAGCUGAAGUUGGGCCAUAUGUUGACAAGCACAAGGAAGUGAUUAAGGGGUUGAAUCUCAAUAGGUCUGAUAAUUGGUUAGCAAAGGAGCACAAUCGGACUUUUAUAAAAUGGCUAAAGGAUCACGUUUAUAAGGAGUGGGAAGAAGAUCCUACCUCGGUUUCAGAGAGGUUGAAAUGGUUGUCGAGGGGUCCAAGUAUGCAUGUCUUUAAUUACAACGGCUAUGUAAUUAAUGAUUAUACAUUUUACACAGAAGCCCAAGAUGAUCGGAGUACAAUGCAAAAUAGUGGGGUGACUCUUGUUGCUAGAUCUAUGCAUGUCUCUAGCGCCAAAGAUAGGAACCCCAUAUAUGCAGACAUGUCAUACUUUGGGGUGAUUCAACACAUAUGGGAGCUAGACUACACAACAUUUCAGGUUCCUGUGUUUGGUUGUAAGUGGGUUGACAAUAAUUCUGGUGUACAAAUUGAUGACUCAGGGUUCAUUCAGGUUGAUCUUAAUAGGGUGGGGUUCAAAGAUGAUCCUUUUAUUUUGGCCUCUCAAGCAGAGCAAAUAUUCUAUGUCCCUGAUCCUGCUAACAAUAAAAGGUCCAUUGUUUUAUUAUCAAAUAAAAUAAAUGUCAACAACGAGGAUGGACAAUAUGUUCAGGAAGAUAAUGCUAUUGAAGAUGACCCUUUCUUCGGGAUAUCAAAACCAAUUGACACCGAUUCAGAUGAAGAUGAUAGUUAUUAUGUUAGAGAUGAUCAUGAUGAGGGAAUUUGGAUGAAUAUAGCCUUUCAUAAUAAAAUUGAAACCACACGUAUGCGCAUAUUGAAGAAAAGGAAAAGAACUACUAAAACAAGUUAAACCAGAAAAUGGCUCCUUCAAAGCAAGAUAGUGGUGACACCGGUGUGAUUAAGUUAAUUAGGCGUGGAAGGACCAUUAUGAAAGAAGUCCGUCGUGCAACAAGUCAAGGUAUAAAAUUUGAGGUUGGUUGGGACCCGGAUGGUGUACCAAUUGAUCCCAACAAACAAAAAUUUGUCAGUUAUAUUGGUUAUCUUGCUAGGACAGACGUUCCAAUUACUUGUAAUUGGUGGCCAAAUGUUGACGAUGAAAUCAAAAACCAAAUAUGGGAAAAAGUAGAGGUUGCUUUUGAGAUUCACCCCUUGCGCAAAGACUAUGUACUUAAAGAAGCAGGUGCUUUGGCUAGAAAUUUUAGGAAAAUUCUAAGGAAAAAAAUUUUGGAUAAAGAUGGUAAUGUGAUAGAUCAUCCACCGCUGUCUUAUGACCUUGUGAUUGAUCAUGAUGUCUGGAUGGAAUUUGUUGAUCAAUAUAAAGAUGAAGAAUUCCAGAAACUAAGUGAACAGAAUAGGAAAAGAGUGUUGAAGCCUAAGUACCCUCACAAUUUAGGGCGUACGGGAUAUGCUUGCCUUCAGCAAAAGAUGUUGCAGGAGUCUGGAUCAAGCGAGACAUCCAUUCCUCGCCAUCGCUUGUGGAAGCGUGCUCGUGUGUCGAAAAAGGGCAAGAUUAAUGAGAAUGUUGAAGAAGUUUUGAGUACAUGUGAGACUCUCACACAAUCUGCAUCACAAGAGGAGUUACAUAAACGUACACCAGAUGAUAUUCUCGGUCAGGCACUAAAGGUUCCUGAGCACCCAGGUCGUGUAAGGGGUGCAACCUUUCCAAUAUGUCAGAAAACCUUCUUCAAGAAAGGUCAAAAGAAGUCAAUCCAAAAGGAGACUCCAGCAGAAGUUGCACAAUUGAUAGAUUUGGUCAAGACUUUACAGAAACAAGUUAGUAUAUUGCUACAGGAGAGGGAGAUCACCAAGGACAUAGGGGCUGUACACUACGCCAGUGGAAGAGAUAGUUGCACGCCUAACAUAUCACCUGUUGAGAUUCAUGAGGGGAAGAGGGUUGAGCAGGAGCAACUAACACCUAAUGACAUGGAUACGUUUACACCACUAACACCUAAUGACAUCCCUAUGGGUACUACAUGUUGUUCCUUGUGUUUGGAGCUGCCUUAUUGGCGCGUGGUUGCUAAGGGAAAAGUGUAUAACACACUUGGUGAUACAAUUCAUAACUGCCCACUUCCAACCGGUUAUGUAAAAGUUAGUAUUGAUGUUGCGAUUGAGGAUGAUGCAAAAUUACCGGUACCAGAUGCAUAUGAUGAUUUGAUUAGCGUCCACGACGCAAUUGGGGGUUUAGUGGCGUGGCCUAUCAACCUCAUUCAACUUGAUCACACGAAUUGUCCAUCAUCAAAAGGGAAUGAAAUGAAGGAUAAAAGCAAGGCAGAGGAGAAUGACAAAGACAAGGCGGAAGAGAAGGACAAAAAUCAGGUGAAACCAUUGAUUGUGAAAGAGAAGGUGAUGGAAACAAGAUGCACAAGGGAAUCUGUUGCAUCGCCAAAUCAACACAGGUCUCACAUUGGGAUAAGUGCCAAUCAACUUAACAGUUGUACUUUUCUCAACAUAUAUUCAGAAAAGGUUCUUAUUCAAGGGAAACAAAUUAAAAUACCAAUAGAUCAAAAAAUAUUCCAUGAUGUUUAUAUGAAGAUUGAGCAUAUUGGUCGUGAGGAAGUCCGUGAAAUCACUGGGCAUGGUGAAUUAAGUGCUUCAGCCGUUUGUGUUUAUAUGAGGUUCUUAUUUGAUCACUGUGUGGCUGAAAACUUGACUGAGAAAUUUGCCUUUUUGAGUCCUCAUCGAACGGCACAUGGGCUGACCAAUCAAAGCCAAUAUAUUUCGGAUGCAAUUAUGGCAAAUGGACACCCAAACCAAUUAUAUCUUGCACCGGUCAAUAUAGGGGCACAUUGGGUGUUGGUUGUGAUCAAUGCCACUACAGGGACCUUAUUUUACUUGGAUCCUAUACAUGGUAGUUUGAAUCAACGCAAAGUCAUGAAAGAGAUGUUUGAUAAUGCAAUGAUGAUCUACCGUGCUAAUUGCAAUGACAAGAGGAUUACAUGGUCCAAAGCCAAAUGGAAUACUAUAAAGUGCCCUGCCCAAACAAAUUAUAUAGAUUGCGGGUACUAUGUACUAAGCUUUCUAAAGGAGAUAAUUGCGCACAAAAAAUCUACAAUUCCACAAGCGUACUUCUCUGAUUGUCAAUUUGGCUUCUACGAUGAGGAUCAACUAAAUGAAAUUAAAGAAGAGUGGGCUACUUAUGUGUUAAAGAAUUUUGCCUAGUGUGGGCUAUUUGCUUUAAUUCCUUGUGAGAGUAUGGGCUACUUAUGGUAUGGAACUGCACUCCAUGUUAUUUUAGAGUAUUUGGUUCAAGCAGUGUACUGUACUGGCUAGUGUUGGCUAUUUGGUUUAAUUUCUUGUGAGAGUAUGUUCUCAACAACAAUUAGUAUUGUUUUGGACAAAUUAGUGUAAAUGUAUUGUUUUCUUAUUCAAGGUUGGAAUAUUUGAGUAAUUUGGCUAGAAUAUGUGAAUGUUGGUGAUUUUAUGCAAUUUAUUU
Messenger RNA from Lotus japonicus, 4170 nucleotides. RefSeq lists its product as uncharacterized. The transcript is spliced from 15 exons. Gene Ontology annotation, molecular function: cysteine-type peptidase activity. The coding region runs from base 1596 to 3896 and encodes 766 amino acids. NCBI's taxonomy places the organism in Eukaryota, Viridiplantae, Streptophyta, Magnoliopsida, Fabales, Fabaceae. The record is from RefSeq and is a predicted model, not a curated record. Gene Ontology annotation, biological process: proteolysis.